GGGUGGCAGCAUUCAGGUACCAGGGCCGCCCGUCGCCACAGCCUCACCACGCCCGCGCCCUUGAACACGCCCACCACACCACAAGUACGCCCGCACGCCACAGAAUGGAGUGACGGGACACCACUGUUUAAAAGGCUCGGGGGAGAGGCGGAGCGGGCAGCAUGCUGGGCGCCGUCAGGGAAUGGCUCACACAAUGCCGGGAGUCGCGCAAGCUUAUUCUGGUCAUUGUUGCCAUAGCCCUUCUCCUCGACAACAUGCUCCUCACCACCGUCGUGCCCAUCAUCCCCAAAUACCUCUACAUGAUGAGGCACCCGAACUCCACCGACCUCGAUGGCCCCUGACACCACCCCACCGCCCCCACCACCACGCCCCAGCCCUCCCACCACCACCACCACCACCGCCCUGCUAGCUGGUAUUGGUCACUCCCACGGUAGAGAAGGAUCCGGCCGCUGUUAUUGCCCAGAAGAGGGAGGAGGUGGAGGUAAAAGGCCCCUCCCCUCCUCCUUUCCCCCCUACCCCUUCGAUACAGGCCAAACAGAGGAGGCAGGCAGAAACAACAUGGAAUUCCUGCAGAACACCACGUCCAUUGCCAACAAGCCAGCCCCUCCGCCGCCCCCUCUCACCACCUCCGCCCCUACACCAUCAACGCGGCGGCCGGUGGGAGGGCACAAGAUGAACCACGAGGACCUGGUCAACGAGAACGUGGAAGUCGGCCUGCUGUUCUGCUCCAAGGCGGUGGUGCAGCUUCUCACCAACCCGUUCAUUGGACCACUCACACACAGAAUUGGCUACAGUCUCCCAAUGUUUGCUGGAUUUGUCAUCAUGUUUCUCUCCACCCUCAUCUUCGCCUUCGGCCGGAGUUACCUCGUGCUGUUCAUCGCCAGAGCUGUUCAGGGUAUUGGGUCCUCGUGUUCCUCCGUCUCAGGCAUGGGCAUGUUAGCGGAGCGGUACCCGGAUGACAAGGAGCGCGGGAAUGCCAUGGGUAUCGCACUGGGCGGCCUGGCACUGGGAGUGUUGAUUGGCCCUCCCUUCGGUGGCAUCAUGUUUCAAUUUGUUGGCAAGACUGCGCCCUUCCUCAUUCUGGCUGUCCUGGCAUUGGGAGAUGGCUUGCUGCAGCUGUUGGUGUUGCAGCCAGCCAUCACCAAGCAGCAAGACGAGGCGCCCACACUCAUGCAGCUCAUCAGUGACCCGUACAUCAUCAUUGCUGCUGGCGCCAUAACCUUCGCCAACAUGGGGAUCGGGAUGCUGGAGCCCUCCCUGCCGCUGUGGAUGAUGGACACAAUGGACGCGGAGGAAUGGCAGCUGGGCAUUGUGUUUAUCCCAGCCUCCGUCUCCUACCUGAUCGGCACUAACUUAUUCGGCCCCCUUGGUCACCUCAUGGGACGCUGGCUCGCUUCGCUUCUCGGACUCUUCAUUAUCGGCAUUUGUCUUAUGAGUAUCCCCAGCGCCACUACGAUUAACCACCUGAUCGCUCCUAACGCUGGGCUGGGCUUCGCUAUUGGUAUGGUGGACUCCUCAAUGAUGCCUGAGCUGGGUUACCUCGUCGACCUCCGCCACUCCGCUGUCUACGGGUCUGUCUACUCCAUUGGGGAUGUCGCCUUCUGCCUCGGCUUUGCUAUUGGCCCCGCACUGUCCGGCACUCUAGUUCAGACGUUCGGAUUUAAAUGGAUGCUUUACGGGAUAGCCAUCAUCAACUUCCUGUACGCGCCCUUCAUGUACUGCCUCAAGUCCCCGCCAGCCAGGGAGGGGGAGCAGCAGGGCCUGAUAUACGGAGAAAAGUCAUCAGUCCGCUACGUCACUUACAAGAACGAAGAUGAGGAGUAAGAGACUUAGACAUAAGGACUCCCUGACAGCCACACUCGCCUCAAGACACGCCAAACACACCAACACACCCGCCGAGUGAAGCCAACACUGCGAUAACACAAGACCAGGCAAGACCAGGGAAAGGAAGGCAAGGAUACAUAAGGUCAAGACAAGAUAGGGUACGAUAAGGGUUUACGAUAUGGUAAGAUAGGGUAAGCUAAGGCAAGAUACGUUAAGAUGAAGCAAGAUAAGGCAACAUAAGGCAAGGCAAGGCAAGGCAAGAGAAGAUAAAUCAAGAUGGGACAAGAUAAAUCAAUAUAAGGCAAGAUAAAGCAAGAUAAGGCAACAUAAGGCAAGGCAAGGCAAGGCAAGACGAGAUAAGGCAAGGCAAGGCAAGAAAGUAGAAAUAUUACUAGUUUUAGGUGAAAUAUUGAUAAGAAAGGCGGAAAAUUGAUAAAGAAAGUAGAAUAUUGUAAGUUUAGAGUGAAAUAUUGAUAAGAAAGUGAAGAUAUUACGAGUUUAAAGUAAAAUAAUGACUAAAAAGUGAAAAUAUUACAAGUUUAAAGUAAAAUAUUGAUAAGAAAGGCGCAGUAUUGAUAAAGAAAGGCGGAAUAUUACAAGAUUAAGCUGAAAUAUUGACAAGCAAGGCGGAAUAUUGAUAAAGAAAGUGAAAUAUUACAAGAUUAGAGUGAAAUAGAGAUAAGAAAGUAUUAGUGACUGAUAAGAGAGCGGUUGAAACACAGCGGGGUCUUUAUAGAUCAAAUACACACGAACCAUUCUGAAAUUAUACCGAAGGAGAAAAAAAAGUAGGAGGAGGAGAAAGGAGAAAAGUGGAAUGAUGAUGAUGAAAAAUA
Molecule: messenger RNA, 2657 nt
Organism: Portunus trituberculatus (swimming crab)
Lineage: Eukaryota; Metazoa; Arthropoda; Malacostraca; Decapoda; Portunidae
Product: synaptic vesicular amine transporter-like
Exons: 13
Coding region: 331-1824 (497 amino acids)
Biological process (GO): aminergic neurotransmitter loading into synaptic vesicle; transmembrane transport
Cellular component (GO): synaptic vesicle membrane; terminal bouton
Molecular function (GO): serotonin:sodium:chloride symporter activity
Source: RefSeq, a predicted model, not a curated record